Messenger RNA from Macrosiphum euphorbiae (potato aphid), 576 nucleotides. Lineage: Eukaryota; Metazoa; Arthropoda; Insecta; Hemiptera; Aphididae. The record is from the annotation of a GenBank genome assembly.
AUGACAAAAACGUUGGGUAGUGAAUUCAAUUCCGUUCUGAGUAAUUCCGUUCGUAUGGUCAACUACAUUAAAGGAAAGCCCCUAAAAAGUAGAAUUUUUGCCGAAAUUUGUGAAUCAAUGGAUGCUGAUUUCACAAAUUUGUUGUACCAUACCGAAGUGAGAUGGUUAUCCAGAGGAAAGGUUCUGUUACGUCUCUAUGAAUUGAAAGAGGAACUUUUGCUGUUUUUCAUGGAAGAGGAGAACAAUGAAUUUACAUGUUAUUUGGAAGACCACGACUGGAUAUCAAAAUUCGCAUACUUGGCUGAUAUUUUUCAAUAUCUUAACCAGGUUAAUUCUAGUUUGCAAGGACCAUCAGAAAAUAUUUUAACUUCCACCGACAAAAUUUCAGCCUUUCAAGAAAAAAUGUCCGUGUGGUGUGCAAACUUGGAUAAAGAGAAUACAACUAUGUUUCCACUGUUUACGGGCCAGGAAAACUCCAGUCCUACCGUUCUAAAAAUCAUACGAAGUCACUUACAGACUUUACAAAUGUCUAUGAAACAUUAUUUUCCAGACUUAAACGUUGAACACUACGACUGA